Messenger RNA from Phymastichus coffea, 849 nucleotides. RefSeq lists its product as uncharacterized. The transcript has a single exon. Lineage: Eukaryota; Metazoa; Arthropoda; Insecta; Hymenoptera; Eulophidae. The coding region runs from base 1 to 849 and encodes 282 amino acids. The record is from RefSeq and is a predicted model, not a curated record.
AUGGCAUAUUAUAGGCAUCGAAUGGCCAUAAGACCAGAUGAAUUUAAUCCUUUCAUUAUGGGUGGUAGAUUAUUUCAACAAUGGGUAGUUGAUAGUUACGUUAAAGUUGAAAAAGACCGAAUCCAAUAUUGUAAAGAUCAUCAAAAAGAAUUGAAAGCUGAUACUUACAAAGGACUCAGUGAUUACAUGCAAAAUAUAGCUGAAGAAGUUGGCGGACAAGUAGGUAAAACCAUUAUUCUUCCAUCGUCGUUUACUGGAUCACCACGUUAUAUGCAGCAAUGUUAUCAAGAUGCUAUGGCCUUGGUAAAUGAAAAAGGUAAACCGGAUAUUUUUCUUACAAUGACAUGUAAUUCAAAUUGGUCUGAAAUUAAAGAAAAUCUUUUACGUGGUCAACAAACUUCUGAUAGACCAGAUAUUGUAGCACGAAUAUUUCACUUAAAGAAAGAACGAAUAAUUGAUUUAAUUGUUAAAAAAAAAUUUUUUGGUGAAAUGGCUGCUUAUGUUUAUGUAAUAGAAUUCCAAAAACGAGGUUUACCAUACAUGCAUUUAUUGAUAACAUUAGCAAAUGGUUAUAAGUGGACCACUCCUGAAAUUGUUGAUAAAUUUAUAUCCGCUGAAUUUCCAAUUAAAGAAAAUAAUCCACACUUAUAUGAUAUUAUUCUAAAAUACAUGGUCCAUGGUCCAUGUGGUGAUUGGUGUAUGGAAAACGACAAAUGUUCUAAGAAUUUUCCAAAAUUUUUCAAGAUGAAACUACUAUGGAUGAAAAUGGUUUUCCUAAUUAUCGUCGAAGAAACACAGGCUCUACACAUCAAUGAUCUAAUGGUCAUCAAGUUGAUAACAGGUGGAUAG